Molecule: messenger RNA, 2154 nt
Organism: Oncorhynchus nerka (sockeye salmon)
Lineage: Eukaryota; Metazoa; Chordata; Actinopteri; Salmoniformes; Salmonidae
Gene: sp1
Product: sp1 transcription factor
Exons: 7
Coding region: 99-2108 (669 amino acids)
Biological process (GO): regulation of transcription by RNA polymerase II
Molecular function (GO): RNA polymerase II cis-regulatory region sequence-specific DNA binding; DNA-binding transcription factor activity, RNA polymerase II-specific
Source: RefSeq, a predicted model, not a curated record
CCUUUCGCCUUCGUAGCAGAAUCAGCAUGUUUGGUUGAAGAGCAAAAAGUUGAUGUCAACCUGAAAGAAGCCCGAGAAACUCCUCCCGUCUCGAAAUUAUGAGUGACCAACAGGAUGAAAUGGCCGCGAUGGUGGAAAGCGGUGGAGGCUUCCUUCAAAAGCGAAACACAAAUACCGGACAAGACUCCCAGCAGCCCUCUCCUUUAGCUCUGUUGGCAGCGACCUGUAGUAGAAUCGACACCCCAGGCGAGAGUGACUCCGGCUCCGAACAACAGUUAGACCUAAGCCAAGCCCAGCUGACCCAGACAGCCAAUGGGAGCUGGCAGAUCAUCCCUGUCAGUCUCGGUAGCUCCAGUGGUUCCAACACCAUCACCACCGACUCCACUGGCAUGGUCAUGACCGCGGGCGACUCGGGGAAGAACAGGGGGCAACAGGUGUUGACGUCGGUCUCCAGUGGGCACCAGGGACAGCAGCAGUAUGUGCUGUCCUCAGCUCCUUCUCUACAGGGCCAGCAGGUCCUCACCAUGUCUGGGGGCCAGGUUGUGUCCAUGCCCAACAUCCAUUACCAGGUGAUCCCUCAGUUCCAGACGGUGGAUGGCCAGCAUCUACAGUUUGCCCAGGCAGGGGUGCAGCAGGACCCUAAUGCAGCUGGGGCAGGACAGUUCCAGCUCGUCUCCUCGCCUAACGGGGGUCAGCAGCUGGUUAGAACAGGGAGUGGAGGAAAUAUCCUAACCAUGCCCGCCGGGGUCCUACAGCAAGCCAUCCCCCUACAGAACCUAGGUCUGGGUAACAGCGUCCUGCAGAACAACCAGGGCCAGUUCCAGUUGGCUAAUAUGCCUGGUCUCCUAAAUGGCAAUAUCACCCUCCUUCCGGUCAGUGCAGCUAGUGGGUCUGAAGGGGACGGAGGCUCUAACCAGCAGCUGAUGCAGCAGGUAGUGUCAACCUCUGGCACAUACUACACCAACUCAACCACCACCACCACUCAGACAGGCACCUCGUAUGGAGGCAUGACUCAGAGCACCAACGGCUUCCAGAAUUCUGGCGGCGGGAUCCCCAUCCAGCCAGAUAACAGAGAUCAGCCUCAGCAGAUCCUCAUUCAACCCCAGCAGCUCAUCCAAGGAGGGACCUCCCUGCAGACAAUCUCAGCUGGGGGACAGGUGUUUGCGACCCCGACGCUUACCCAGGAUGCCCUGCAGAACCUGCAAAUUCAGACCCUCCCCAACACCUCUCCCAUCCUGCUGAGGACCGUCGGGCUCAACGGACAGGUGAGCUGGCAGACCCUCCAGCUGCAGAGCCCAGCGGGGACCCAGAUCACCCUGGCCCCCAUGCAGGGUCUCUCUCAGCUGGGCCAGGCCCAGGGAGGUACCAUGCAACUCCCUGGCCUGCACACCAUCAACCUCAACACACUGCAGAACUCUGGUUUACAGAUGCACCAGCUACAAGGAGUCCCCAUCACCAUCUCUAACACAGCUGGAGACCAGGGUUUGCAGGCAGGGGGAGACAGUCUGGAUGACGGCACAGUCAUGGAGGAGGGAGACACGUCCCCUCAGCCUCAGAACCGCCGGACACGCAGGGAAGCCUGCACCUGUCCCUUCUGCAAGGACGGAGAGGCGAGAGAUCCCAAUAAGAAGAAGCAGCAUAUCUGUCACAUGCCAGGUUGUGGGAAGGUGUACGGUAAGACAUCUCACCUGAGAGCUCACCUUCGCUGGCACACUGGAGAACGACCCUUCGUCUGCGGCUGGUCCUUCUGUGGGAAGAAAUUCACUCGCUCAGACGAACUGCAACGUCACAAGAGGACACACACAGGUGAGAAGAAGUUCACGUGUACAGAGUGUCCAAAGCGCUUCAUGCGCAGCGACCACCUCUCCAAACACCUCAAGACCCACCUCAACAAGAAAGGAACCACCGGUGGCGCUGUGACCUCCGAUAACUCCGCCCCUCAGUCGGGUGGAGGCGGAGCUACAGAUGGCGGGGCCGGGGUCAAUGACCAACACGCCCUCAUUGCCAUGGAGACACUGUCGCCCGAGGGCAUCGCCCGAUUGGCCAGCAGCGGCAUCAACGUGAUGCAGGUGGCUGACCUGCACUCCAUCAACAGUAAUGGAUAUUGAUUACUGAUUGGUUGAUUGGAUGUGGGGAUCAGGACGGUAGUGGAAC